CCCAGUAACAAGCGGUACCAGUUGUGUGGUUUGUCGAGAGCGGUCUUACGUUAAUGCCUCUACUGCCUCCCCACACCCCACCCUCUCUGCAUUAGCUGUUUAGAAGAGAACGUUUUAAGAAGUCUGUAUUGAUUCGAGUGCAUUAUAAGAACUAAAUUGUUUGACGGCAUCAAAAGCCGAUCGUGUUUGACCCUAAGCUGGGUAUGCACUGUAGUAAACGUAGGGUGAAAAAAAAGUUGAGGAGGAUAGUAAAAAGGUAGACGGAAAGAAGUGCUUACAGCACGUCGGUAACUAUCAUCGUUCAAGGAAUAGCAUUAUUCCUUCACACUGAACAACUCUGAAGCCGAAGAGUAUGUGACAAGGUAAGGCACGCCUAACAAGCAGAAUGUCUCAUAGCAAAAGAGGCGUUGCCCGUUGGGAGGCCAGUAAAGAGCGACCUGAUUACAGAGUGUAUUCGAAGCACAGGCUCGAUUGGAAACGAGGGGCUUUUCGCUGUCACAGGCGUGCAAGAGUGGAGUGUGCCAAAGCGGGCAUUGUUUUUGGCCGUUGCAGCCAGCGCCAACCUACCGUGUCUUCGGGGGUGACAUUACGCCCAGCCAACGUCUACGGUAACCGGGCACCAGGCAUGAGAGCACCCAGAAAUACCAAUCAGUUCCUGAUGCACGAAAAAUAUCAAUUAAUGCAUAUAAGGUCGGACUCGAUUGGAAGUGACAGUGGCUCAGAAAUAGAGCUGGAUAUUGACAUCGACUCGUAUUUGGGCGUGUUAGAGAAUGCCCGUGGCGGGCUGGACUGCAUCACGACUCCCCCGUGUGACGAGAAUCUGCUACACUUCGAAUUCUUCGAGUCAGUAGAUCAUGAUCAGAGUAUACAAUACUUUCCUUCAGAGGACGACGUGGUGAAAAGCGAAAGUUUUAUGCGACAGGACUUUGCAGCAUUUUGUAGUGCAUUUGAGAAUUGAAUUUUAUAGUUGUUUACCUUGAGGCAAGCUUUUGUAAAAGGGGGCGGGAAGAUUAUUUUCCACCUAGAGUAACGUCUGCGAAUUAUUCCAAUAAUGUACUUUGCCAAUAAACUUGUUUUAUUUUUAACA
Messenger RNA from Hypanus sabinus (Atlantic stingray), 1087 nucleotides. RefSeq lists its product as uncharacterized. The record is from RefSeq and is a predicted model, not a curated record. The transcript has a single exon. The coding region runs from base 386 to 958 and encodes 190 amino acids. Lineage: Eukaryota; Metazoa; Chordata; Chondrichthyes; Myliobatiformes; Dasyatidae.